Messenger RNA from Myotis myotis, 3502 nucleotides. RefSeq names its product synoviolin 1 (gene SYVN1). Gene Ontology annotation, cellular component: cytoplasm. Bases 547 to 2427 code for a protein of 626 amino acids. NCBI's taxonomy places the organism in Eukaryota, Metazoa, Chordata, Mammalia, Chiroptera, Vespertilionidae. The transcript has 15 exons. The record is from RefSeq and is a predicted model, not a curated record.
CGCGAGGCCGCGCGGGGUCCCCCUCAGUCUCGCCACUGCAUCCCGACGGUCGGCCGUUCCUCGGGGGCCCCGAGUGGACACUCCCCGAGGGUUGGGGGCACCAGGGUUCCAGACUGACGGACCCGCCCGCUCCCGCGGGGCGCGGGUCGGAGCUGCCCACCCGGCCGAGCUGUCACCGGCCCGGCGGCGCCCCGGCUUCUCGGCCUCUCCCUGCCCCGCGCACGUUCCCGCUGCGGGAGGUGCCUGCCUCCUGCACCCACCGCUCACCCUCACUCAGGGGCAGCCGUGGCAGUUCGCCCCGCUCCGGCGGUGCUCUGUCCCGCUGCCUCCCCGGGGGCGCGGCGGGGACAGCCCGGGUCGGGACGCAGGACUGACCCGGCUGCAGGGCUGGCGGCGGAUCGGCUAACCGCUCGGAGUCUCCGUUUUCCGUUUGUGAGAUGGGGGCGUCUGUGCUGCUCCCCUGUGAGGAGUGUCAGGGCGGCACGAGCUUUCUUUUCUCGCUCCUGUGUGCCGACUGGGCGCCUCGGCGCCGGCCGCCCGGGCCAUAUGGCACCGCACAGUGACCCCUUCCCGCGCAGGGCGCCGGCCGGGGCGAUGUUCCGCACCGCGGUGAUGAUGGCGGCCAGCCUGGCGCUGACCGGGGCCGUGGUGGCUCACGCCUACUACCUCAAGCACCAGUUCUACCCCACGGUGGUGUACCUGACCAAGUCCAGCCCCAGCAUGGCCGUCCUGUACAUCCAGGCCUUCGUUCUUGUCUUCCUUUUGGGCAAGGUGAUGGGCAAGGUGUUCUUCGGGCAGCUGAGGGCGGCGGAGAUGGAGCACCUUCUGGAACGUUCCUGGUAUGCGGUCACCGAGACUUGUCUGGCCUUCACCGUCUUCCGGGACGACUUCAGCCCCCGCUUCGUUGCGCUCUUCACCCUCCUCCUCUUCCUCAAGUGUUUCCACUGGCUGGCUGAGGACCGCGUGGACUUUAUGGAACGCAGCCCCAAUAUCUCCUGGCUCUUUCACUGCCGCAUUGUCUCCCUUAUGUUCCUCCUGGGUAUCCUGGACUUCCUCUUCGUCAGCCAUGCCUAUCACAGCAUCCUGACCCGUGGGGCCUCUGUGCAGCUGGUGUUUGGCUUUGAGUACGCCAUCCUGAUGACUAUGGUGCUCACCAUCUUCAUCAAAUACGUGCUGCACUCCGUGGACCUUCAGAGCGAAAACCCCUGGGACAAUAAGGCCGUGUACAUGCUCUACACAGAGCUGUUUACAGGCUUCAUCAAGGUUUUGCUCUAUCUGGCUUUCAUGACCAUCAUGAUCAAGGUGCACACCUUCCCUCUGUUUGCCAUCCGGCCUAUGUACCUGGCCAUGAGGCAGUUCAAGAAAGCUGUGACAGACGCCAUCAUGUCUCGCCGAGCUAUCCGCAACAUGAACACACUGUACCCAGAUGCCACCCCAGAGGAACUCCAGGCAAUGGACAAUGUAUGCAUCAUCUGUCGAGAAGAGAUGGUGACUGGUGCCAAGAAACUGCCCUGCAACCACAUUUUCCAUACCAGCUGCCUGCGCUCCUGGUUCCAGCGGCAGCAGACCUGCCCUACUUGCCGUAUGGAUGUCCUUCGUGCAUCGCUGCCAACCCAAUCACCACCACCCCCUGAACCUGCGGAUCAGGGACCACCACCUGCCCCCCAUCCCCCACCACUCCUGCCCCAGCCCCCCAACUUCCCCCAGGGCCUCCUACCUCCCUUUCCACCAGGCAUGUUCCCUCUGUGGCCCCCCAUGGGCCCCUUUCCACCCGUUCCACCUCCUCCCAGCUCAGGAGAGGCUGCGGCCCCUCCAUCCACCAGCGCAGCAGCCCUUUCUCGGCCCAGUGGAGCAGCCACAACCACAGCUGCUUCUGCUGCCUCUGCCCCAGCACCUGGCUCUGCCCCCACCGCCGAGGCUGCUCCCACCCCGGGCUUCCCCUUCCCCCCUCCCUGGAUGGGCAUGCCGCUGCCGCCACCCUUCGCCUUCCCCCCAAUGCCUGUGCCCCCUGCCGGCUUUGCUGGGCUGACCCCGGAGGAGCUGCGGGCUCUGGAAGGCCACGAGCGGCAGCACCUGGAGGCUCGGCUGCAGAGCCUGCGCAACAUCCACACGCUGCUAGAUGCUGCCAUGCUGCAGAUCAACCAGUACCUCACCGUACUCGCCUCCUUGGGGCCCCCCCGGCCGGCCACCUCAGUCAGCUCCACUGAGGAGACUGCCCCUACAGUUGCUGCUGCCUCCUCCACCAGCAUCCCCAGCUCUGAGGCCACCACCCCAUCCACAGGAGCUUCCCCACCAGCCCCAGAACCUGAAAAGCCUUCAGGUUCUGAGUCCAUGGGCACCGAGGAGCUGCCUGAGGAUGGGGAGCCUGACGCAGCGGAGCUCCGCCGCCGCCGCCUGCAGAAGCUGGAGUCCCCCGUCGCCCACUGACACCGCUCCAGGCCCGGCCGCUGCUCCCUCUCGAGCAGCCCUUGCUGGAACAUGUCCUGCCACCAAGUGCCAGCUCCCUCUCUGUACCAGGGAGUAGUAACCCCACAUCUGAGACAAAGGAGGUGGCAUCCCCUAGGCCAAGUGGAAAGAGGCCCAAGGCCCAGCUGACUCCAGCCCUUACAGUCCUUGGGCGGCCAAGGGGAUCUGGAGUCAGUUCCAGCCUUCUCCAACCCUUCAGCCCUGUGUUCUGUUGGGGCCAUGAAGGCAGAACAGCACAGCCUCUAAGAAGCCCUCUGACCCCCUCCUCGUUUUUGGGAGGAGGGGCAGCCCCCUGAGCCCACUCAGCGUGUGCGGAGUCGCACUGCAGUGCCGGACAGUAUUAGCUCCCAUUCCUAAGUGUGGACUCGAGGGUCUGGGGGCAGGCCGGGAACUUGCUCCCUGGCCCACCAAGACUGGUACCGGUGUCCAUUUUUUACCCUCAAUUCCCUGGAAGCCCUUUGUGGUGGUGGCUGUGUCCCUUACGCCCUGUGACAUUUCCAUGUCUUACUGGCAACCACACAACUCAGGGAAAGGAGUGCCUGGGGGCAGAGCAGCAGGAGGGCAGCACCGAGGGACACUGCCUACAAGGCCCCUCUCCCUGUAGCUUGUCUAAAGUGAGACUGUCCCUGCUCUCACCCAGCAGCCACUGCCCAGCCUCACUCCAGGCUGAGGGCUGUGCGUCUGCUCCGGAACCACUGCGGAAGGCCGCUCCUCAACUUACAGAACUUGUCUUAAGUUUAAAGAAUUGGAGUAACUUCCUUGUAUUUUCUUUGGCUGAAAAUCUGUCUUUGGAUUUGAGUGCUUGACCCCAGGGAAGAGGAGCAGGAGCGCCGACUCCUGGUCUUUCCAGUUAGAAAAGGCUCUGGGCAGGUGGGGAACACGGGAGCCAAGGCCUGCCUGUCCGUCUUUUCCCCCUUGGUUUUGUGUUAAGUGAGUUGCUGGAGAGUUUCAGAUGAUUAUUUAAUUUGUAAAUAUUGUACAAAUUUUAAUAGCUUGAAUUGUAUAUACAGCCAAAUAAAAGCUUGCAUUAACAAUU